CAGUAGUUGUACCUAAUCGUUUAGCGUGAGUGCAUUUGUAUAGCAUUUUUCUCAGCAAAUUGCAAGAACUUAAAAGUUUUCAAUGUUUGGGACUCAAUAGGUCUGAAUCUCCCUCUUCCCUCAAACAGAUUGGCGCCCCAGUGAGAUUUGAGGCGUGAAUUUGUGAGCAUAAGAGCCAUGGACGGCAGCGUGCAAGAGCGGUUGCUGAGCUCAGGAAAUGAGCCGGAGGGUGACUUGAAGGGAAGAGUUUAUGUAGAAUCCAAGAAAAUAUGGAGGGUUGCAUUCCCCAGUGUGAUUUCUAGAGUUUCUUCCUUCGGUACGAUUGUAGUCACGCAGUCUUUUAUCGGGCACAUAAGCUCCGUGGAUCUUGCUGGUUAUGCCCUUGUUCAGACCUUGCUAGUGCGAUUCGUGAAUGGGAUUCUGAUUGGAAUGUCGAGUGCAACUGAGACUCUGUGUGGGCAAGCAUUUGGGGCAAAGCAGUACCACAUGAUGGGCAUUUUCUUGCAGCGAUCAUGGCUGGUGGAUCUUCUCUCAAUGACUAUAUUAGUGCCUCUCUUUCUCUUCGGAGCUCCCAUCUUUAGGCUACUUGGCCAGGAAGAGGAUAUUGCAGUGUCUGCAGGAUAUAUUUCUCUGUGGUUCAUCCCCUUCAACUAUGCCAUUGUGUUUGCAUUGACAAUUCAAAUGUAUUUGCAAGCACAGCAAAAGAACAGGAUCAUAGCUUACCUAUCGGUUCUGCAAUUCCUGGUCCACUUCCCUUUAUCUUAUCUAUUCGUCUACAUUCUCGAAUGGGGGGUUGGGGGUGCUAUGCUUGCAUUAAACAUGUCUCAGUGGGUCACGAUUAUCGGAGAGUUCAUCUACAUAUUCGGGGGAUGGUGCCCUGACUCGUGGACAGGUUUCUCGAUGGCUGCAUUCAAGGACAUACUUCCAGUGGUGAAACUCUCCAUUGCUUCUGGCCUGAUGGUUUGCCUCGAGUUAUGGUACUAUGCCAUUCUAGUCUUGGUAGCAGGAUACAUGAAGAAUGCUGAAGUUGCAAUUUCUGCCUUCUCUAUUUGCCUCAACAUCAAUGGAUGGGAGUUCAUGAUAUGCUUGGGCAUUCUUGGCGCUGCUUGUGUGCGGGUUGCUAACGAGCUAGGAAGAGGAGACGCUAAUGCUGUUAGAUUUGCGAUCAAGACCCUUCUUGGUACUUCAGUUGUCAUAGGGGUAGUUGUUUGGAUCCUCUGCUUGGUCUUCGGCAAUCAACUCGGGUACUUAUUCACCCAAGAAGUUGCGGUGGCUGAGGCUGUAUCGGAUCUUGCGGUUCUUCUUGCUUUCUCAGUGUUGUUCAACAGCAUAUAUCCCGUGUUCUCAGGCGUUGCAGUUGGAGCAGGCAUGCAGUCCACAGUCGCGAUCAUCAAUGUCGUUUGUUUCUAUAUAAUUGGAUUACCAAUUGGGCUUGUGCUUGGAUAUGUCACCAAUCUUCAAGUAAAGGGCCUGUGGAUUGGAAUGCUCUGCGGUGUCAUCACUGAGACCCUCGCGCUGUCGUUCAUGAUGUGGAGGACGAACUGGGACGAAGAGGUACUAAAAGCUUCGGCUCGCCUCAAAAAGUGGUACCUCAAAUCUCCCGAAGAAGCUAAUUCAAAGUCUGAGCUAUCUUGAGUUCGGAAAUCUGGAGUUUCUGCAAAAGAUGCAGUGGCUGUUGAAGAUAUUUUUGACAGGAAACAUCGAUCGUUUUGGUGUUUCGUUCUAACUCCUCGAUGAUCGAGUCUGGAAAUUGCAGAGGUAGUUGGCUGAGGAGGAGGAGUAGGGAUCAAGAGAUCAUCACCAUGUUUUAGUUUUCUGCCAUUUUCGUUUUGGAUUUUGAGAGAUGUUGUAGUGUCAAGUAUUUGUUGUGCAUGACUGAAAACGAUGAACAAUUCUUCUUCAAACACCAAUAAUUAUCAUGCCUUGUUGUGAUUUA
This is a messenger RNA of Salvia miltiorrhiza (redroot sage), 1936 nucleotides long. RefSeq names its product protein DETOXIFICATION 24-like. Gene Ontology annotation, biological process: xenobiotic detoxification by transmembrane export across the plasma membrane. The record is from RefSeq and is a predicted model, not a curated record. NCBI's taxonomy places the organism in Eukaryota, Viridiplantae, Streptophyta, Magnoliopsida, Lamiales, Lamiaceae. Gene Ontology annotation, molecular function: antiporter activity; xenobiotic transmembrane transporter activity. The transcript is spliced from 9 exons. Gene Ontology annotation, cellular component: membrane. Bases 178 to 1635 code for a protein of 485 amino acids.